AUGGGUAAUAUGCCUCAAGUCAAGGCAUGUGGAUUUUGCUCAUCAGUGGCACAUCCCAGCGAUGCAUGCCCGACUUUACAUGAAGAAGAUGAGCAAGUGAAUGCCAUUGGGGGUGGCAACUUUCAGAACUCAAACAACCGGGCUCCCGACCCUUUCUCGAGCACAUAUAACCCCGGUUGGAGGCAACAUCUGAAUCUAAGUUAUGCCCCGAGGCAAGGACAAGGACAAGGUCAGCAAUUUCAGCAAAGAGGUUUAUUCCAGCCGCCUCAGCAGUUUCAACCUCAACAAUUCCAAGCACCUCCGGGCUUUCAGCAACAACAUCAAUCGAAGGCACCAUUUCAGCCAAAUGCCCAACAUCAACAUCAACAUCAAGUGUCACCGCAAGCUCCUAGUGGCUCAGGUAUGUCGUUAGAGGAUGUAGUUAAGUCUAUGGCUGCUAACAUGGUGAAAUUUCAACAGAAAACUCAAGCGAGCAUUCAGGACCUUCAGGCCACUGUUGGACAAUUAGUGAACAAGGGUAAGUUGCCAUCUCAAACGGAGACGAAUCCGAAGGCAAAUGUGAGUGCUGUCACUUUGAGAAGCGGAAAGGAGCUUCAAGUGGUUGGAAAGAAGAAGAAGGAAAAGGUUCACGAGGAAGAAGAGUUAGAGGUCAAGACAUCCACUUCGGGUGCAAAGGAUGUCAAAGAAGAGGAGUUAAAGAAGAAGACACCCGAAGUGAUAGUUCAAGCACCGCCAUUCCCGAGCCGGUUCGAGAAGACAAAGUGGGAGAGUGAAGAGAAGGAGAUCCUUGACACAUUUCGGAAAGUUCAGGUAAACAUCCCUUUAUUAGAUGCAAUUAAGCAAGUUCCUAGAUAUGCUAAAUUUUUGAAAGAGCUUUGUACUAAUAAAAGGAAACUAAAGGGUAACGAAAAGAUAUGCAUGAGUCAAAAUGUGUCCGCUGUCUUAUAA
Cynara cardunculus var. scolymus (artichoke) is the source of this 948-nucleotide messenger RNA. RefSeq lists its product as uncharacterized. NCBI's taxonomy places the organism in Eukaryota, Viridiplantae, Streptophyta, Magnoliopsida, Asterales, Asteraceae. The transcript has a single exon. Bases 1 to 948 code for a protein of 315 amino acids. The record is from RefSeq and is a predicted model, not a curated record.